This is a messenger RNA of Xylaria bambusicola, 1582 nucleotides long. RefSeq lists its product as uncharacterized. Gene Ontology annotation, biological process: regulation of DNA-templated transcription. The coding region runs from base 239 to 1582 and encodes 447 amino acids. Gene Ontology annotation, molecular function: DNA-binding transcription factor activity, RNA polymerase II-specific; zinc ion binding. Lineage: Eukaryota; Fungi; Ascomycota; Sordariomycetes; Xylariales; Xylariaceae. The transcript is spliced from 2 exons. The record is from RefSeq and is a predicted model, not a curated record.
CAGCUAGAUGUUGGUCGCCGAAACCGUUUGCAGUAGUUGAGGGCCAAACAGCCCACGAUGCUCUCCCUGUCUCGCUAGGUUAGCUUAAAUGUCCCACGAUCGUCUUCCCAAUUCUGUACAACGAGUGUUUUCUCUCCAUUCUAUUUUUCCGCUGCCCCUACUGCUUGACAACAGCUCACAAUACUAAACCCAAGAUAAGCCUUACGACAACCCUGUCAAAGUGAUUUACGCGCUAAACAUGUUGCAAACGUGGCGCCUAAACUCCAAGGACCAAGGUGAAACCCAUCAGCGGCAGGCAUUUGAUCCUGAAACAGCGAGGCCAAUUGUACAACAGGCCUGUAAUAGCUGCCGUGUUAAGAAGUUACGAUGCUCCGGACAGAAGACUGGCUGCUUCCGUUGCCAAACCCUCUCGCAAGAAUGUAUCUAUGCUCAGAAUGCUACUAGAGGAUCAGCACGCGCUCGGAAGAGUAAGGAGUCUGCAUCCAAAGGUAAUUCUCGCCGUCCAUCAGCCACUCCUUCACUGGUCUCUUCCGCGUCAACACCUAAAAAUGAGGUUAAAACAGCAUCCCCUCGCCAAGAGCCUCUUACCUCCACUUCUAGUGCACAAAGCUCCGAGCUUCACUGGGCGCCACCCAGACCGGGAAGCGGUCAGGGGAACACAAAUUCCCUAGGAGUCGAUAUGAUGCCAUUUGAGUCACAGGAUUACUUACAAAUGCAAGGCAUGUCUACGACGCAAACAAGCGGGAUAGAACCAUACCAGAGCAGUGACGCAUGGUUUUUCUCAUGGCCAGAUCCCGCAAAAGAAAGCCACUUCGCAACUGCCAAAACACCCUGGGAGGAAACUGUGCUGCCGCUAUCGAUACAAACAUUUGGAGGCUGGGAGCCAGGUGUUCAUGGCUAUGACGAAAUGCCAAUAACGCCUACGACUAGAAACCCAAUCUCAGAGUCAACCAUGCCAGAUCUACAAACAAGUCCGUUGUCCAUGCCUCUUCAAAUGGUCGCGGUUCAGCAUGGCCAAGAUGAGCGGGAUUGGUUACAUUCUCAGACUCGCGAGCCCUGCCAAUGUCUUCAAAGAGUGGUAUUUCUGUUAGAAGAACUGGACUCUGAGUCUCUCGGCACAAAUAUAAAGGAAUUAGGUCCUUGGCUGUCGAGGCAUAAAGAGGCGCUUCGCUGCAGCGAGGCGUUGUUGACUUGUUCUCUAUGCCAGGCGAAACCAGAGCAUAUGACAAUCCUUACCUUCUUGACCGACAGGCUAAUAGCCAUGUGCGAUAACGUUGUUUCGGCAUAUCUACAGACAAUGGAGGGUGACGCCAACAAUACCGGCAUGGCCUAUAGAGAUGCUGCAUGGCUAGUGUUGGUCGGCAAUUUUGAGAUAGAUUCGCCGCAAGAAUGGAGUGCUCUAGUACGAACCAUGUUGAUCAUGCAACUACGCGGCCUAGAUUCUUUCAUGGUCAGAUUCAAAGACCUGUUACAGGCUAUUGGCGGCGAAGUCGUGCGUCGAAAGGCAGAUUCUACCCAAAAUCGGAUAUCAACUUUGCUGGAGAAGCUGGAUCCGGUGUGGGUGCAUAGCUCCACCAUGUAG